UUCAUAUUUUGCUAACAUUUAUUUGUAAAUGUGUGUUCGUUUCAAUAGGUAGUGUGAUAAUUUUAAACUCGCAAAAAUGUUUCGCACGACCCGAGCCAGAGUGCAAAGAGCUUUUCGCAGGACUGUUCGACGAGUAAUUGGAAUAAUUAGAACAGAAAGACCACGACCACCACCGCCACCACCGCCGAUAGAACAGGCUCAUGUUGUAGUAAGUGGUCCAUUCAGCCACCAUAACCUGAUAAAGUUACUGAGAACUUCUUCGCCUGAAAUUACACUCUUGAGCGAAGAAACGGUGUUUGCUAGUGAUCCCGCCGUACAUCCACUUAAGUACUUCCUGCGAGUCCAGUUGUUCGAACCAGUUCGUGGCCAACAAAGGGUUAAAACUCUGGACGUAGUAGCAAAAGUGUUGGGGGUUAAUAAACGCGAAUUUGAUGAGCAUAGGGCAAUCAUUUGCUUCAAAAUGGAAAAGGAAGUUAGGAUGUAUUCAAACGUGGUACAAUCAUAUGACCAGUAUUAUAUGACAAGCAUUUUUUUUGAUCAAAAAUAUUCGGAGCUUUUUCCGCUUUGUUAUGGGGCCGCCCUCAGUUUGGAAAAUAACUUUGCCGAAACGGUUGAUCAGACAGCAAGCAUCUUGAUACAGAACUUAGGUCCCUUGGGAUAUGAGAGAUUCAGGGAACCUUGUAACUUCGAGAUGGCUAAACUGAUAAUCAAACGUUUGGCCCAACUCCAUGCUACCCCUAUAGCAAUCUCCUUGCAAACCAGAAUAUCUGCACUAUCAACAUACAAUAAUCAGUUGCACAUAAGGACGCGUUGUGAGAAAAGAGACUACGGUGAAGAGUUGAGGAGAAUAUGUUUGGUAAUUACGCCUGAGUCAGAUAUGUAUCGUUAUAUCAACGUGAUUGAGAAUCACUUGCUGAGGUAUGGUUACUUUGAUAAUAGAAGCUAUUCUUUGCUAGUUGAUUUAUGGAAUACCAUAGCCCACGGUAAAUGUUCCAUACGUAAUAUGAUGUACAAACCUGCAGAUCAUAAUGGCCCUGCAAACGUAAAAUUUUUGGAUCCUGGACAUAUGGAAGUGGAUUCAUGUGCUGGUGAUUUAGUAUAUUUCAUGUUUACAAGUAUAGAUACAGAUGUUUUAGAAGAGUAUUUUGAAAAUAUUUUGGACUGUUACUACACGGAAUUUUCUCGUUGCUUGGCGCUUGCUUAUGUCAACGCCGAAAAUCAUACCUAUCUUAAUUUCCGAAAUGAGUUUUUAAAAAUAUGCAUGAGCAGUGUAGGUGGAAUUUUAUUCGAAAUAGGUCGCCUUCAUUUUGACAACAAUGAAGGAUUGGAAAGUAUUAUGGGAAUAUCUUAUAGAGUUAAAAUAGAUCGAGUUAUUAGGUUAAUGAUCUAUAAAUGCAUGAUUCAACUGUGAUC
Dendroctonus ponderosae (mountain pine beetle) is the source of this 1413-nucleotide messenger RNA. RefSeq lists its product as uncharacterized. The record is from RefSeq and is a predicted model, not a curated record. Lineage: Eukaryota; Metazoa; Arthropoda; Insecta; Coleoptera; Curculionidae.